Kockovaella imperatae is the source of this 3746-nucleotide messenger RNA. RefSeq names its product WD40-repeat-containing domain protein. The transcript has 14 exons. Bases 143 to 3481 code for a protein of 1112 amino acids. Lineage: Eukaryota; Fungi; Basidiomycota; Tremellomycetes; Tremellales; Cuniculitremaceae. Gene Ontology annotation, biological process: positive regulation of TOR signaling. Gene Ontology annotation, molecular function: protein binding. The record is from RefSeq and is a predicted model, not a curated record.
CUCCAGGCCGAGCCAACCAACGGUGACCCGUUUCAGCUGAGAUGCCCAAAUCUGAUAAUAACUGUUGCGUUCACCUUCGGUACCAGCUACACGACCGUUGGUAUACGGCAAGCUAGAGAUCCGACACGAUGUAUAGAUCACCAUGAAUCGAUUGACAAACGCCUUCGCCUCGGCGACGGGUAUUCCCCACCCUCCCGAAGUGCUCCCUUCCAGUUCCUCAACACCUCCCCAAUCGACUCGACGCGACUCUUCUCGACAUUCAAGGGUAGAGUUGAACUAUGCUCAAAUCUACGAUGAUCCCCGUCGGACCAUCUUCUACGCUGCCGAGACAUCCCAGAGCAGUGCGAGUUCUUUCAAUGGGAAUUCGAGGUCCAGUUCUUUACCUAGAUCUAUCGGGCGUCGAGAGAGACACCCGACUAUUUGGGAAGCGGACAGGUCUCCUCGUUUGAAAGUACGAUACACAUUUGGUGGUUCGAAAGGAGAAGGGAAGAGAGGUUGGGGAGUAUCAACUAUACCGGGCAGUAGUCGGAUCAACUGUAUGGCUAAAGGUCCAAAUGGACGAUAUGCCAUUGGAGGAGGCCAAUAUCUUCGAAUCAUCCAAGUCAAGUCAUCAAAAGAUCAUUCACCUGAACGUAUGGACGAAGUGGUCAAUCUGUGGAAACCUAGCUAUUUGGUCGAUAAGAGCAUAUCAGAUCUUGAUUGGGGAGCUCAUGACUUGUCUAGCAAAAUCUUCUCUGCUGCACCGAGCGGCAAUUUUCUGAUCUUUGACGUGAACAAGGGCAAGCUGGAUCGGGAAGUUCGAGGAGGUCACUCGAGACCUAUCAACGUGAUUCGAGUCUGUCAAUCACAAUCACACAGUGGGAUCAUCAUCACAGGCGGGACGGAGGGUCAAGCGAGAAUUUUUGACAUUCGACAACGUGAACCAAACACCAAGAAGCACUACAAGCAUUCUGGAGCUAUCACAUCCCUGACGUUUGCCCCUGAAUCACCACAUCAGUUCCUUGUGGGAUUAGACAAUGGAUCAAUUCAGCGAUACGACCUCCGAAAUCAGUACAAGGCUACAGGGAGGAUAUGGGGUGCCCAUGGCAAUAAGGCAGUCAUGGAUCUGAAGUGGAAAGAUGGGACGAGUGGGUGGUUGGCCAGUGCCGGCGAGGACAGAACGGUACAGAUCUGGGACAUGUCGCAGAGCUGGGAGCGACCCCCGACACCGACUCACACGUUGCAUAUCGCACAGCCAGUCCGGCGGAUCGUCUGGCGGCCCAAUCAUCCCACGGACCUGGUGGUGAUCCCUAAUGCGUCCCCUCUAUCGGCUAUCGACCCAACAAUAGCAUCUAUACCGCAAGGCCUGGAGUCCUACCAGACUAUCGAGAAUAAUAUUGAGAUAUGGGACGUCAGGCGUCAUUACGUACCAAAAUACGCUGUUCCUAUCGUGUCCGAUGGGACACCAAUAGACCUCGACUGGUGGGAUGAUGAUCGAUUGGUCGGCGCUUUUCCUGGCUCAUUCACCGAGAUCGACAUCCGGGAGAGACUUUUACCCCUUGAGAAUCUGCCGAGGCAGAUCAUGGCUUGGUCACCGAGAGGAGAGCUCGUGUACGCCUUGGACAAAUUUCAGCUGGGUGAAAUACCAUUUGACGAUCCACAGCCUGAACUCGCUAAUCAUUGGGAUCGGAUCGGUAAACGUCCAAAAGCUAUUCAAGAUACCGCAUAUGAACCCGUUCAAGCACUGGGCACGUUGGCUCUAGCAGACGUUGACGAGGAGGAUUUCGAAUUUUUGGCUCAGAACUACAGGCUUGAAGGAGGUUCAGCUGUAAAUAUUUGCCUUUGGAACCGUAGCGUCGCCGAGCAUUGUGGACGCCAUGAUGAUGCUCGACUUUGGUCGUUCCUCCAAGUUUUGAUAGACGAAUUCACACCUCAUUCCCCCACCGUCGACCCCUUCUCAGCACCAGCGAUGCCCAAGUCAGAUCUGCCUAGUCCUUCUCUGUCACCUCGACAGACGGCGGUCAGCGCACGGCGCUCCCCUAGCCCCAUCGCACUGGAAAGAAUCGAUGACACGUUGGACGAUAUAGAAGAGCUAUUGACCAUUUCUUCAUCUUCUUCAAGCAUCGCAAACCAGGCCAUUCAGCCUUCCCGUGGUAUCCACCCAAGAGUAUUCACUUUUGCUCCGUUCCCGUCGACACUAUCGAGGACAGAUAGCGAGAAACCAUCUCCUCAACCACGUCCUAUUGUUCCCAGUCUCCCAUCUACAUUUACCAGUCCUCCCAUCUCUUCUGGCCGAGGUACCCCUCGACCUCUUCUCGCUCAGAUUGCCGAUAGGACGGGAAGACGAAUGUCUGCCCAAGUCACUGCUCAACUUGACGAUGGGAACGACGAUGAGGAUGACGAUGAUGAUUAUCCAGAUCCUUACGGUGUCAUGCCGUCGGCAGUGGUACCAAUCCCUAUACGGUCCAACUCGGUCGCCCAAAGCUAUGGUCGAGGAAGCGCUUCGAGCGGAUCAACAGCGAGAGCUAGUAAUGCACAUCAAACUCGACCGCCAAGAGGUUCCAACGACUUUCUUGAUACAAGUAACAGCCAGAGAAAUCUCUCCACGACCAUGACAUCCACGACCGACAUUUCCCGACCAAUCCCUACGACUCGUUCCCCUCGGUCGUCGCAUAAACCUAGUCCACAGGCUGCGGCUGUCCCUCCCCCGCGUGUGGACUCACCAAUCAAAAGGGUUCAGCUACCGCCCGCUUCGCUGGAUCCGAAUGGAAUGAUAUCGCCCUGGGGUAAGGUCGAUAGGUCGAGUGAAUUCGGACAGGAGGAAUGGACGGCGUACAAGAAGCAGAGAAUGGCCCCGCUGUUGGCUUGGUGGUUGGCUUAUGUGGACGAUGGCGAGGUGCAACUUGCCAGCACAUUGCUCGUUGUGGGGAGGGAAUAUGUCGAUUUCCCAGUAGCUCAAUCGGAACGCAUCGUACAUGCUUACCUGGAAUUGCUUGAGGCUCACCAUCUCGCUGUGCAAGCUGCUUACGUCAAGAAGUAUGCCGGCCUCGAUUCCAUGGAGACCCGAGCAGGGGAUGACGGUGUGACCCAUGUAGUUCACUGUGCAUCCUGUGGCCGAUCCACGGGGUCUGUGGAGAUUUCUCAUGAAGAAGCAUCUUUCUGGUGGUGUAAGCGAUGCAAGAAGAACGCUAGGUAUUGUGUGGUCUGUCAUCGGCCAGUCAAAGGUCUGUACCUUGGUUGCAGGCAGUGUCAUCACGGAGGGCAUCAGAAAUGCAUGAGGCUACAUUAUCUCGAAUCUGAACCUCGAGAAUACAUGUCAGUCGCUCGUGCCGGUCAAACAGACAAGUCACGGACGUCUGGUGAGACGUACAGAUCCAGUGGGGAUGAUCUCAAACACAUGUCCGAUACGACUCCUCCCACCGCCAUCAAGACUUGGAACCCCUGUGCCACUGGAUGUGGAUGCAAGUGUAGGAUCACUGUAGGGUUUGCGGAAGAGUUAUGAGCGGACCAAGCGGCGUAAUCUGUUGCCAUUUCAGUCAUAAUGACCUAAUAAUCAUGACAUUGUCAUUGACGACGAUCGCUGGAAUAUAUCUUUUAUCCCGCCGAAUGUGGCACUUUCGUCAGUGGCGUAAACCUAUUCCCAGGAGCAAUCUGAUAAAAAAGAUCAUAUCAUCGCCGGGCCUCGGCUUGGCUUCUCGGGGCGAUUGCUGGUAGCAACAGCAACAGCAGCAGCAGCAACAGCAGCAGCAGCAACAGCAGCAGCAGCA